Messenger RNA from Patella vulgata (common limpet), 11472 nucleotides. Its product is annotated as dual specificity testis-specific protein kinase 2. NCBI's taxonomy places the organism in Eukaryota, Metazoa, Mollusca, Gastropoda, Patellidae. Gene Ontology annotation, biological process: protein phosphorylation; actin cytoskeleton organization. The record is from RefSeq and is a predicted model, not a curated record. The transcript has 10 exons. Gene Ontology annotation, cellular component: cytoplasm; nucleus. Bases 354 to 2297 code for a protein of 647 amino acids. Gene Ontology annotation, molecular function: ATP binding; protein serine/threonine kinase activity.
UUUCCCGGUUGGAAGUAAACACGGCAAGUGAAGCUGACAGAUCGAAACGGGUUCUUGUCGGUGAAAAACGAUAAUUAAAACGUCGUUUCAAUGUGAAUUGGAAUACAGAUAAAUACACCGUGAAUUGUAACCGUUGAAAAUUGUGUGCCAGUUAUGCGCAGAGGAGAACACUGUAAAACAUAAAGGAUUAUCAUUACAAAAUUGAAACUUUCUGUUAACUCUAAUUCAUUGCAUUUCAACUGUCAAGACAGUCACAUUGUUUUUCAUUGAGCUUAGUGGCCUGUCUAGACGUGGGCCAUAAGACCAUUCAAACGAUAUGUAAUUUGGAUUUUAAAAAUUUAAUUUGAAGCAGCAUGACAGCUGAGGUGAUUACUAAUAGUAAUAUGAAUAGCCAAAGACCUCCAAUGAGAAGGAGUAGAACUUGUACGACAGAUAAUACAAGACGACCCAGAAGUUAUUUUGAGUGUGUUCCUGAUGAUUAUGACAGUCUUCAGAUAUCAAGGGAAAGUUCCCCAACCCUUAACCAGGAUUCCCCCCAGUCAUCAUGUCAGGCUCUGAAACAUGCCGUAUCGGCUCUUACAAGACUGGAUGAUUUUGUGUGUGAAAAAUUGGGAAACGGAUUCUUCUCUGAAGUAUACAAGGUUACACAUCGAACAACAGAUCAAGUUAUGGUUUUAAAGAUGAAUACGUUAACCAGUAACAGACCUAAUAUGUUACGAGAAGUUCAAUUAAUGAAUAGACUCUCUCAUCCUAAUAUAUUAAAAUUUAUGGGUGUGUGUGUUCAUGAAGGCCAACUACAUGCUUUAACUGAGUUCAUCAAUGGAGGAAGCUUAGAACAACAAUUAGCGGAGGAGGAAGAAUUACCGUGGAUCUGGCGUAUUAAAUUAUCGCUAGACAUAGCUCGUGGCAUGAAAUACAUCCAUUCCCGUGGUUUCAUACAUCGUGAUUUAACAUCAAAGAAUGUGUUAGUUAAAAAAGAACCUGAUGGUAAUAUGAGGGCGAUUGUAGCAGAUUUUGGUCUUUCUGCCAAGAUACCAGAUCCACUUGAUCCAAAUAUUAAACUGUCUAUAGUAGGCUCACCAUAUUGGAUGGCACCAGAAGUACUACGAGGUGAAUUCUAUAAUGAACUGGCUGAUGUAUUUUCCUAUGGUAUAAUAUUAUGUGAAAUAACGGCUAGAAUAGAAGCAGAUCCUGAUAUCUUACCUAGAACAACUAAUUUUGGAGUUGAUUAUGUAGCGUUGUCAGAAAUGGUUAUAUAUAGUCCUUUAGAUUUUUUACAUUUAGCCUUCAAAUGUUGUCAUGUUGAUCCCAAGAAAAGACCAUAUUUUGGAGAAAUAGAAGUCUCUUUAGAAAAAAUAUUUAAAAAUCUACAAAAUGACUUGAUACAAGAAGCACAAAAUAACAAAAGAGCUAAAAGAAAAGGAUGUAAAAGAUCUAAAUCUGAAGAUAAUAUUCUACAAGCCAAUGACAGCUCUAGUGAUGUAGAAAAUAUGGACGAAUUGCCAACAACAGCCUUGUUGAUUGGUCAGUUUAUGAGUAAAGAUGACCAGUUUUAUUUACCCACAGAGAACAAUCCAUUUGCUAGUUACAAAGAUGGUAGAAAAUUGUUUGGUACACCUCGUGAACAUUCUUCCGACCUUCCAUCUCCAACGGCCAUGUUUACUCCGCCCUGUACACCAAUCACCCCUGAUUCUAGUUUCUCCUUCCGUCAAAAGUCUGCGUCUGGUAGAAAAUGUCAAUCACUGCCUUCAUCUCCCGUUCUGUUGCGGAAAGCAGCAGAAGAAUUACACAUGGAAUCUCUUCACGGAAGUGCUAAAUGGAACACUCACCAACAGAUUUUAAAAUCCAGAUCAAAGAGUAUGCUAAUGUCCGAGAGUUUAUCGGAAACAAUAGCGCAGAAACUUUUAUAUUGUGGAGAGGAUAACUCUGAUAAAGAUGAUGGCGAUCAUAGUGGCGAUGACAAUUUAGAAUCGAAAUCAAAUUCUGUCCAUAGACCUAACCCUCUGUCGUGUUCUUCAAGACGUUUAAAGUUUGGACGUGGAAAAUUUGCGAGUGUUGAUUGUGAGUGGCUGUCAUCUAGUUCAACUUAUACAGGAAAUGGAUUAUAUAACGAACGUAAUUGCGAUGAUCUAGAAAUAAACGACAAAGAAAACAAUUCAAAUAUUCAGCGUCGAAAAAAGCGCAUAAAUCGUAAUUCUCCAGCACGAAGUUCAUGUGAUUCAUUUAUGUCCAUUGAUGAACAACCCCACUCUCCUUCUAGUUCAUUAUCUAGUUAUGGUGAUGCUAACGAAUUUUAAACGGACCUAGAUCUGUUAUUUUAGUCAUAUCUGCUGGUUUUGACUGACUGGCAGUGAAAUUGACCUAAUACUAGAGACAUUACCUGUCAGUCAAUUUACAGCCAGUAAAAUUAGACCCUGAGUUCACAAAGCUUUCUCAGACUUAAAUUCAGAAUUUACUCAAAAUUGUUCGCCUUAUUUUAACUAAACGAAUUAAUGAGAUAAAACUGAACCAUAUUUUAGUCCCGAAAUGAUCUAGUUUGUGUCAAGUGGACAUUAAACCCUGUUUUUCUCUCUCUUUUAACUAAAAUAUAGCCCUUUAUAAAACUUUUGUUAUUUUAAUGUAUCAAAUACAUCAAUAAGAAACUACAGUAGAAUCUGUAUGAGCAGCCACUCCUAUUCAGCGACAUCUCCUUGUAAGCGGUCAUGAUAAAUUCCCCCCGUAGAAAUUCUGUUGUUUUAUCUCUUUAUUCAACGGUCACUCCUCUAACGCGGCCAGCGGUCACUAUUUUACUAAUAAAUUCAACAAAACAUCGCCCAUUCAACGGCCAUUGUUGAAUGAUACCAUCUUGUCGUUCUUUGUAACACCCCCGCUAAUCCCGUGAGUAGUAGUUAAUUAACUGGACCCCCACUGAUCAGGUAAAAAGAAAUGUAAACAUAACAAUCAACCCGGGAUUAUCUGUUAAUUAAUCUUUUGUUUUAUUAAACGACUAACCUGAUCAUUGUUUUCACGCGUAACGACACAUUAUUUGAUACUGAUUGAAUAAAAUAAAAGUACCGAGUUUUGUCACGAUCAUCUAGUAUCUCUCUUAGCGCCUCCUAUAAUAUUACAUACAGAGUUACACCCCCUGUAAAUAGGAGAUAAAAUUAGCGAUGUUUUUUGUUCAUGUGCUUUUUUGAUAAAAUAAAAUGAAUUCAUCGAUUUUCUUCACAAAAAUUGAUAAAUAUUAUCGAAUGCAUCACAAUGGUAGACAGUAGUAUCGAAGGUUGGUACAAAAUGACAAGUUUACAGAAGUUAUGUCCGAGAUUUGAGUAAAGAAUUUUCGUCCGGCGCAAGAUUCAGCGACGGCCAAAUUUACCGCUUCCAAUGCAUCCAAGCGUAAUAUUUAAUUUAUGUCGGCACAAAAAGCAACGAGAUUUUAUUAAGAGGCCACUCCCGUUAAAUUAUGUCCGAGAUUUGAGUAAAGAAUUUUCGUUCGGCGCAAGAUUCAGCGACGGCCAAAUUUACCGCUUCCAAUGCAUCCAAGAGUAAUAUUUAAUUUAUGUCGGCACAAAAAGCAACGAGAUUUUAUUAAGAGGCCACUCCCGUUAAGCGGUCAGUUGUGAAAAUUCCCUUGGGUGGCUGCUUAAUACAGAUUCUACUGUAUGUACAAUGUUUUGUGUUUCUGGAUCAAAGAUAUUUCUCAUGAACAGUGAUUGAAAGUUGAAUAAAUUCUUAACUUAAGUCUGAGAAUGCUUAGUGAACUUGGGGCCUGAUCUUGCAAAGAAUUUAUCCUUUAACCACAAUAAAUACUGUUACUGUUAAAACACUUAAAAAUAUAUUAACAAAAUUGGGAUAAUACUAAUAAAAAUUAUUAUUGUCUCUAAAAAAAAAAAGGUGGCAAAUGAUUGACCGACUGAGUUGAAAGCCCUGAUAACACCCUCUUUGAUACAGUCUUGAUUACAUUAAAUUUGCUGUGUUGAUUUAUUCUGUGAAGUUGGUAUUUAUCUAUAUUAAAAUUUUAGGUUCACAAAUAGAACAAAUAUUGAGAUAUAACUGACAAUAUUUUAAGCCAAACAAAAGUCUUUCAAAAAAAAAAAAUCUAAUUGUAUAAAAUAUUGUUAAGUCAAUAAUCAGAUCAACCAAUUCAGCAUUUUAUUAUGACUUUAAUCAAAGUGGUUUGGGUCCUUUAAUUGUUGUGUGUUUAUCAUAAUCUUAUAAAGUCAUAUCUCUAAUCUUAUUAUUAGUUACUAUAGUCUUUACAAAGAUAUAUCUCUAAUAUUAUUAUUAGUUACUAUAGUCUUUACAAAGAUAUACUUAAAAUAUAUAUAUGAGAGCAUGUAAUCAAACAUUCUCGUACUCAGUAGUUUUAAACAAUAUUCUCUUGUGUCAAGGCCAUUUCGGUUAGUAUGGCACUGACUUACAGACCAGGAGGUCCUGGGUUCAUUUCUAGUAUUAGCCAUUUAGCCACCGUGGCUGCAUGAUACAAGAGACUCUAAGUUUGAAACCGAUGGGUACAAGAAUGGUAAAGCACUAUCAAGAUAAAUUAACAACAUGUUGAUGUUGAUUCUUUUUCUGGUGUGAAAUAAUUUUCAGAGUGAUCUAUUUAUUUUUUCUGAUAAAACAAUUUUAUGGAUAUAAAUUUGAUUUAAAUUUCAAGCCGUUAAUAACAAGUUAUAAACAUGAAGAAAUAAUGCCUGACUUAACUUACAUCUAACCCUCAUUUCUAUCUUUUUAUUUUAUCUGAUUACGAUAUCAAUAGUUGAUUAUAUAAUAUCUUCCAAAUAAGUAAAAAAAAUUAAACCAAAAAAGAGGGGUGUAUUGACUUAUAAAGCACUACGCCAAAAUAUACCUGACAGUAACAUUGAUAUUAUUCUGUCUAUUUUAACAAUGUAAUCAGUAGCGGACUGGCCAGGUUGUCAGCUUGCUCAAGUGGGCCCCAGACGAAGUGGGCCCGCUUAGACAUUAAACAAUAUAUUUAAAUUAUAAAUUAUCAAAAAAUAUAAAGAAAACAAAAUCGGGAAAAUUCUAAUUACAUCUUUUUGUUUCCACUAAUUAUUUUUGAAAAUUUAAUUUAUUCAUUUUAAAAAUUAAAUGAUAGAAUUGUAUUGGUGGGUGGGCUCCCUUUGUCUCCUGGCAACCAAUAUUUUUACAUCCAGUCCGCCACUGUAUGUAAUUCUCACAUAUCGUGCAAGGCACUGUAUAUUAACAAUGACAUGAUUUUAAAACAUAGGGAGUAUUGUUUCUUAGUGAAUAUACACUGUGAUAUAAGGCAUGGCUUCCAACAGUUGUUAUAGGGGCGUAAUCGAAUGUUAGGGUAGUAGUUCCUAGACUAUAGAAUGUCACAGUUCAACAGUCAGGAAAUUGCUAGCAAGGGUCUCUCUAGAGGUGGCACCAAGAAAGUGUGCCUGAAUGUUUGAUGGGAUGGAAAACUAUUGGCAGCAGGUGAAAAACCUGGUGCCUGGGCAUGAUUCUCUUCCACACAUUCUACAAAUGUAAAUUACAUAUAUUAAUCUCAAAAUGACCAUAUGUUAGUCUCAAAAUGACAAUAUGUUAGUCUCAAAUUGACCAUAUGUAAGUCCCAAAAUGACCAUAUGUUAGUCUCAAAAUGACCAUAUGUUAGUCUCAAAAUGACCAUAUGUUAGUCUCAAAACGACCAUAUGUUAGUCUCGAAAUGACCAUAUGUUAGUCCCAGAAUGACCAUAUGUUAGUCUCAAAAUGACCAUAUGUUAGCCUCAAAAUGACCACAUGUUAGUCUCGAAAUUACCACAUGUUAGUCUCAACAUAAUGACUGUAGCAUUGUGUUGACGAGACGUUAGACUCAUUGCAACAGUUCUGAAGGAGAAGGUGUUUGUUUAAUAAUAUCACGUUAUCACAAUCACUGUAAGCUCCUCAACUGUAUGACUAUUGGGAGCCAUGCUUACACUCAUCUGCUUACAAACUUAAACAUGGUCAGUAUCAAGUCUAUAUACGUAUCUAUUAAAGAUAUUCAAAGUUGCUCAGUUUCAUUAUAUAGGCUAUUUUAAUUUUAUAACAGUAUUUUAUUAUAACUCAGAUUAUUUAUUUAAAUAUCUCAUCAUAGUUGUCAAAAUUAUGAAAUAUGUCUCUCCAUUGGGUGUUAAAUGUACAUGGAAUUCUCUUUAAUAUAAUAACUGUAUAUACAUCGUAUACAUAUAUUCUACAAAAAAAUUAAUGCAUUAAAUCAUUAACAUCUCAAAAUUUAACGAUUUAUUUGCAUAUUAUGUUAAAUGUGUUAAAUAUGUCUUAUUGGGUUUUUUUUAAAUCGAGAAAUUCUUCCACUUUCUCCUUAAAACUUACUUUUUAUACUGUUUUUUUAAAUUUAUAAAUACACAAUUAUUUAUUCUCUGACACCCAGCCAUUUGCUUCCUCUAUCUUUGUGAUAAUUAUAUCAUUCAUUUUAAUGCUCUUAAAUCGACAACAGGGUUUGAAAUGUGAUCAUUUCUGCUUAUGCUGGACUCACACAGGACAUCACUCUUUUUUGCCUAAAAGAUAUUUUUCUAUGCCAUAUAAAAUAUCAGAUGAGUUUUUGUGAUUUGAGAAAAGAGGAAGGGCGAUCUCGGGUUUUUGUCAUGAACUAGAAUUCUUCUAACUAAUGAGAUACUUUAUAAUGUAAUGUCUUCUAAUCUAAAAAGCGGGGUUGGGUGGCGAAAUGAUUUAACACAUGUCUUUAGAUCAUAAGGUCUGUCAUUGAGUUAAGUGGCAUGGUUUUGAUUCCCAGUGUGAAUGUGACAAGGAGUAUAGUCGCCUGUCCAAAUGUUUUAUUAUAAUAAGCAUGUGAAUGUGAAUAUUGCACAUUUUUAGAUUAAUAAUGAUAUUAUUUACAAUAUACAUUUAUAUAGUAAGUUUUUAUAAACUGUUAUACAUAGAAUUAUUAUCAGAAAUAUUAAUACUUUUGGCUGGUAAAACCAUUUGACUAGAUCUUGUAUACACAGUCUUUCCAACGUGGUUUCCCCUUGUCAGUGAUGCAGGACGGAGAGCCUGACUAGGGAUAAUGUAUAGUCAUUCGAAUGGGUUGAAAAAUUGAGAUCCUUGGCAUGCACGUUAAAGAUCCCUUGGCAGUUGGAAUUCGAUAUACGAGUAGGCCAUAGAGCUGCUAUCCGGAGAAAAUUUCCCUCAUAGCACACUGUAUGUCAUUGUACCUAUCUUCAGUCGGAGCAGGGGCCUGUUUCACAAAAUUUUAACUUAAGAUAAAAUCCAAAUUUUAGUAGAUACUUCAAUUUUGAUUGGCUAAGCACUAAAAUCAAUCUAAUAUUAUCCAAUCAAAUUAUUAAAAUUUGGAUUUUAUCUUAGUAAAAUUUGGUGAAACAGGCCCCCGAACAGUAGGACAUCAGACCCCAUUUCAUUUGGUAUACAGUUGAAUAAACUGAUGCGGUAGUUAAAGUCACUGUUAGGACAAUAUCAAAUUUUUCGUGGAUUAAUCCACACUAAGAUAUACUAGAAUUGAUUAUUUAAAAUUGAAUUUAGAUGACAAAAUCAAAUUAUUAAUGGUAAUUAAUCUCCUUGCUUAGAUUCAUUGACAUUAAAAAGUGGCGCAUCUAAAGUUUAUAGGUGGGCUAGCUUGUUUUGAACAUAUUCCGUUUAUAUUGUCUGCAACUAGAGCAGGGGUGUCAAACUCACUUCGAUUCAAAGGGUCACAUGAGCUAACAUUUUACAUCAAGUGGACCAGAGAUAUACAAAAAUUACAAAAAACAAAGCCAAGCGUCUUUGAAAUUUACUGAAUUCUAAAAACAAAGCCAAAUGUCCUUGACACAGGUAAUUUUUUUAGACUGGGUUCCAAAUUGCCAAGAUAUAAUAUUGAAUACAAUGUUCUCUUGUAUUACAUACAAUUUAGAUAUCUAUGACAUACAGUACAGAAUUUUAAUGAAACCGGAAAACAAUAAUAAAUGAUUUCCACCGCUAAUUUCUAAGAAUUAUCAAUUUGUUCCACGGGCCAUAUUUAAACCCUUGGAGGCCUUGAUCUGGCCUACGGGCCGAAUGUUUGACACCUCUGAACUAGAGUAUGCCGAGUGUUGACAAAUUUUUAAUUCCUCAUAUCUUUGUAAAUACUAAAUGGAUUUGAACCGUGUUUUGACUUUUAUCCCGUUCUGAGAUUCAACUUUAAGUUAAGAAUAUUGUAAUUUGGAAGGGAUUAACAAUCCAUCAAGUAUUGUUUGCUAUACAUUUAUAUACAAAUGAAAUGAAAUGGGGUUAAAUGUCCUAAAUGACAUUCAGAGAAUAAAGUUAAUAUUUCUGUUAAAAAUGCUAACUCACGAUUGUUCAUUAUAUUAUUUCAAUUGUUACCUAAGCAUGUUUCAUUUAUUAUUCAUACGUGCUAUUCAAUUGUUAUUUGUACAAAUAUUAUGAUUGAAAAGUGUAAUUAUGUUACAUUGAUCAGCGUUAUGCAAGAUGUAAAUAGAUUUAUUAGAUGGUUUGAGAUUGUAUAGCUAAGAUAAUAUUUUCAUACAUUGUUACAUAUUCAUUAAUCGUUAGAAAACCGAUAAGCAUUUCAUAAUUUAUAUGAUAAGUGAUUAAACUGGAGGAUGUUAUCUUUGUUACAGUUAGUUACUUUAGUAACGGAUUCUUAUAGGAGUCUGUCCGCUACCUAAGUAACUAUGUUCCCUUUCCCUGUGUGUGAUAAAACAAUCUGAUUAAAACACAGAUCCUAUUUCGUUUCGUUUUUUAUAGUUCAAAAUUUCGUUUUACUUGUCUUUACUUCACUAGGAUCUGGAAAAAUUGUUAUCAUUGACAUGUUCUGGAUGAUGUGAGGGAUUGGCCAAUGAAACAGUCUGUUGCAUCAAGCUUUUGGCGUGAGGUGAAUGGAACUGUUGGUAAUCCACUAGAAACAUCAAUGCUGAUCGAUUAAUCAAAUAUCUGACUUCAUAGGGUCAAAAGCCGCUUGUAUGACCUCGGCCGUGACCUCCCAAAUCAACUGGUCAGAUGUUCAUGUAGUGUAGGCCAUCGAAAGUAUAUAAAAAACGAAACGAAAUAUAGAUCUGUAUUUGAAUCAGAUUAGUGAUAAAAGAAUCAAUAUUUAUUUCUCAAAUGACCCAGGGAAGACAGAAGCCAAAAUAAAAGAUCAUCAUUGUCAUAAUAAUUUGUGAAAACCCUCUUUUGUGUAAGCCUUAUUUAUGAGCUCAAUGCUUGUUAUAAAGCAAUAUUAAGACAGUGCUUUAAUAUGUUAUUUCUUAUUACUCGGAAUAAAUGUGACUUGUUACACUUGUUACAAAUGUAAUGCAAUAAUUUAACAAACAAACUUAAUCAAUGAAAAGUCCUUAAUUUUUGGUAUAUUUUGAAAAAAAAUUUGCUAAAAAUUGAGAUAACAAAUUUAAAACAAAGAAUGUUCAUUGAAAAACCUUAAUUUUCAUUGAAAAACCUUAAUUUUCAUUAAUUAAAAUAUAAUAAUGUUUAAAAAUGAUUAAAUUAAUCAAAGCAUAUCUGUAAUAUUUACACCACAAAAAUCAGUUGUUAAAGUAUCAGUGUACAUCCAUCUUAUAGUUGCUGAUCGUCAUUGCCAUAUUUGGGACAUUAUCUCAUUUUUCACUGCUUAAAGGAGCUAAAUCUCCAACUCAAUAUUUUCCAUAAUAUUCAAAACUAAAAACACGAAUUAUAAUUCAAUAUUGGUCAAUUUUAAUCAAAAUUGAUGUUUCUAUCUUACCGUGAAAAUAUGGGAUCAUAAUAUCCAAUAUUUAAGACACGAUGAACAUUUUAUAAUCAGUACACGUGUCGUGGGUAUCAUUUGUAAUGAACAAAGAUAAACAUAUCCUACAAGACAAUGUGGAAAUGAAUUGGGGUUUAACGUCCUACUGUUCUGCGCCGAACUGGGCUAAUGAAGAUGGGCAUACAGUGUGCUAUGAGGGAAAUUUUGCCCGGACAGCGGCACUACGGCCUACUCUUAUAUCGAAUUCCAACUGUCAAGGGAUCAUUUACGUGCACGCCAAUAUGUACACAGGACCUCAGUUUUUCGUUCCAUUCGAACGACUAGACAGCUGUCCUUGUCAGCCCCUCAGGACAAUGUGGAAGUAAUUAGUAAUGGCUGAUUCACAAAUGACAAAAUAAUAAUAAAAAAAUGUGUAGAAUUGACUAAGUAGGCCCAAACGACUCUAGUUCAAUUUGGACUGUUCACGUAAUUCACUGAACAUAAUUGAUUAGAAAUUACAAUAUUGUUUUUAAAAAAAUUGAUUAUAAAUCACUUUAUAUACAUAUUACAUUAAUAUGUGCUUUUAGACCCACUUCUGUCAAUUUUGAGAAUAGAGUUAUAUGCCCUUUAAUCCAUGCUUUUGUUUACACAAAUUGAUUUUUAACAUUUAAUUAAAGAUACAGUAUCCCGAAAGUAUUUAUCGAGUGGUUAUUUCUAAUAAAGGUAUGGCAAAUUUGGUAUAUGUAUAUGGAAAGUAUAGACAACCAAUCUUACUAGAAAAAUACUGGAUUACCCGAGAAACAUCCAUGGGGCAAGCACUUGGUAAAAAUGUCAGGGUAACACUAAUGGGAAAGUAUCUUUAAAAAAGCAAAACCAAAAUAUCAACGAUAGAUUUUCUACUGGCAUAGAAUCAAUCGCAUUAAAAACAGACCUAUCAUACUGGAGGAUGCCGAAUAUUGCAAAAUUUUCAAUGAACCGUAUCUUUGUAAAUACUAAACAGAAUUGAAACAUUUUUGGACCAGGGGUUCAACUUUCAUAAUAUUGUGUUUAACCUCAUGGGUUUUCUCCGGGUCCUCUGGUUUCCUCCAACUGCUAAAGACACCUACGCGCAAGCGAAUUACUGAAAUAAAAUUGAGCCAUAUGCUAGCUCCGAUAUGACCUAUUAGUUUGUGUUGAAUGGAUGUUAAACCCCAUUUCGCUCUCUCUCUCUCUCUUUCUCUCUCUCUCCUCUCUCAGACGAUCAGCAACUUAUAUAAUUUAGUAUAUCAUACCUAACAGCAUAUCAUUAAUCAAAAUCAUAGAUUGACAUAUUAUAUUUAAUUGAUAAGCCACCGUGUUUUUUGUAUAUGAUUGGUUUGACUUGUAUAGUAGAAUUUACUCUUGUGGAAUCUUGUUGAUAUAUAUUUAUUGAUUUAUUGUAAUAUAUGAUGAUGCUCUUCACAUGAAUUACUUCCCCUUGUUGCAUAACUUAUUGUAGGCCUGGGCCCUGUUUCUCAAAAUCUUAACUAAAGAUAAAAUCCAAUUUUAGUAGAUACUUCAAUUUUGAUUGGCUAAGCACUAAAAUCAAUCUAAUAUUAUCCAAUCAAAUUACUAAAAUUUGGAUUUUAUCUUAGUUAAAACAGGCCCCGGCUCAAUAAGAAAAAACAUGUUUGAACUGAUAUUAAUGAUAUUAAACUAAGCAGAGUAUAUAUGGCUACUGAUAGUUUGCAACAAAGGGAAGGGUUUAAGAAAUGUACAAUAUUCAGAUUUAAUACUCAUUCAUCUGAAUUGCUGAUAUUAUAUUGUUUAUGGAAAGUUUAAUUGCCUGAUCUCUAAUUUGUAUUUAAAUUAAAUUCAAUAAAUAAUGAAUCUGAUUAAAA